CACUUGUUUAGACUUGGCGCCAAGCAGUGCUGCCGGUGAGCUCCUGCCGUGCUUCAUACCAGAAAUUAUUGGGGCGCAUCUCGACAGAGUGCUAGCAGAACAAGCGGUAUAGGUAAGCAAAUGCAGCAAGGGAGAACGCAUAUAAAUAUGAGGUCCAAUGAGCCAGAACACCCGCAGCAUACAGCCAUCGCCUGAAUGCCAUUUCGCUUUGCCUCCAAUGAAACUACUCACCACCAUUAUCACGGCCGCUGCCAUUACCAUUUCUACCGCUCAAGCGUCCAUGGAUUGGACCGCUGACUCAACGCUGGAAUGCGCGCAAGACAGCUGGGGUACUAUCAAGGCCAAGUGCGACCCGAUCAUCAAGUCGACAUCGUGGAUGCUGACGCCGACCCUGAAAAAACAUCUGAAGGAGCUCCAGGGCACUGAUGGCAAGCUGGUUGCUAACCCGACCAUCGACCAGCUUCGAGUGGCGGCGCAGGUUUUCCCUACCUUUAUGUUUGAGUUGUAUGCAGGCAAGGAGAUUGAGGCCUGCCUGGCUACACAUGUGCCCAUGGUCGAAACUCCCACAGUAACUUCUGCAGCCAGCGACGUCUCGACGGCAGCUUCCAAUGCUAGCACUCCAGAUCCAACUUCGGCGACUGACGUUGCUCCUACCAGCACUUCGAACGAACCAGAGUCCACAAGCACGCCUGUUGUCCCUGCCCCACCUACAUCUGAGGCCACUACUGAGUCCACCACAUCCAGCGCUGAUGCUCUGCUCUCGAAAACUGAUGUCUCUACUCAGGCUACUGCCUCGGAGACAUCUGUGCCAUCGACCACCUCCAGUGCACCAACUCCAUCUAGCACAUCUGAUUCCCCAGUUCUGCCCACGACCACAGAUAUGCCUGCUUCCACCCCUACAUCCAGCGCACCGGCUUCAUCAAUCACAUUCGAGACGUCUCAGGCGGAUAACUCAUCAGAGAAAUCUCUCUCGUCUGCUACAUCCGACACUUUGUCUGCUACCCCCAGUUCUGAGGAGUCGCUAUCUACUUCCAACAAGUCCACAGCCUCACAAGUCGAACCCGCCGCUUCAUCUGGAGAGUCAGCUCCUCCAUCGGAUGAGUCUGCCAAUUCGUCUAAUGAGCCAGCUGGUUCUUCGGACAUAGCAUACUCCCUCUCAGAUGAAUACGAAGUUUCGUGCGAGGAAUCCUCUACCCCAUGUAUCGAGUCCUUCACUUCGUCUGGCGAAUCAUUUACCUCGUCUAGCGAGCCAAUAGCCUCUUCUGACGAGUCUGCUGUCUCAUCUGAGGAGCCAGUGCCUUCAUCGUAUGAACCCGAGGUUUCGUGCGAAGAAUCUUUUACCUCAUACAAGGGGUCCCUUACUUUGUCUAGCAAGUCAGCAGCUUCUUCUGACGUGCCGACCACAUCUACGGAUGAGUCUAUCACGGCAUCUGAUGCGCUUGCUUUCUCAUCCAAUAUUUCCACCGAUACGGCCACCGAUGGCAAUUCCAUUUCAGAGGAUAGCACGGCUUCGUCGGUUGAAUCAGAGCGGUCAGUUGAAAGCAUGUCUACCGUCGACGGCAUCGCCUCCAUGUCGUCUGUCUUCAAGUGCUCUCCUCCGAUUCAUGUCACUGUCCAUAUAAAGGCCCACUGAGUAGCAUAAAUACAUGUCUAUCUAUCUUUAUCUUUACCUAUAUAUAAGAUUUUAUAGUCCAAAAAGUGUCCGACCGUCCGCUAGAAAUUAUUUAAUUGGUUAAAAAAAA
Linderina pennispora is the source of this 1742-nucleotide messenger RNA. RefSeq lists its product as uncharacterized. Bases 158 to 1633 code for a protein of 491 amino acids. NCBI's taxonomy places the organism in Eukaryota, Fungi, Kickxellomycota, Kickxellomycetes, Kickxellales, Kickxellaceae. The record is from RefSeq and is a predicted model, not a curated record. The transcript has a single exon.